Molecule: messenger RNA, 225 nt
Organism: Exophiala spinifera
Lineage: Eukaryota; Fungi; Ascomycota; Eurotiomycetes; Chaetothyriales; Herpotrichiellaceae
Exons: 1
Coding region: 1-225 (74 amino acids)
Source: RefSeq, a predicted model, not a curated record
AUGACUGAGACGCGUAAAGAGUUGCUGGAGGCAAUGAAUAAGAUGUUUAAGGCCGAGAAGGAUCUGGUCUUCGCGAAGUUCAAGUUAGUGAAGAGUGAGGAGUCGUUAGCAAAACUAGAAGAGAAGUUCAGUGUUAUGUUGCAGCGCGAGAUACGCGCUCUAGGUGUGCUGGAUAACCUCUCUAAGGAUGGCGAAGUGGCCCUGGGUGACCUUGACUUCGCCUAG